Molecule: messenger RNA, 2803 nt
Organism: Haemorhous mexicanus (house finch)
Lineage: Eukaryota; Metazoa; Chordata; Aves; Passeriformes; Fringillidae
Gene: SIMC1
Product: SUMO interacting motifs containing 1
Exons: 10
Coding region: 56-2248 (730 amino acids)
Source: RefSeq, a predicted model, not a curated record
CCCCCGCGCCCGGCGCGGCCCCACCGGCGGAGCGGAGCCGGCGCCCGUCGCCGAGAUGGACAACAACGUGGUCCUCGUCAGCGAUUCGGACUCGGAGGGCGCCCCCUCGCCGCCGCCCCAGCCCUGCUGCUCCCGCCACUCGCUGCCCGGCCCCGCCGUGAGUCCCGCGGCUCCCGCCAGGCACGGCGCCGCUGCCGCACACAAGAUGGCGGCGCUGCCAUGGCGGGCAGGGACGGGAGGCGCGCACGGACAAGCAGCCUCGGGGGCAGUGGAGGAGGAGAUCAUUGACCUGACCUGUGAGGAUGCAAACACAUACCCGACGCCGUCAAGCAGCCUCGCCGUCAUUGACCUGACUGAGGACAUGUGCAGCCUUCUCCAGUCCACCCUUGGUGCUGCUCAGAACUCCAGAAAUGCUGCCCCAGCUGCACACAUGUCCCAUCCCCAACUCUGCCCCACUGUAGAAAAAGAAACACAGGCAGUGCCGGAGCCGAGCCCUGCACCAGCAUUACACAAUGCUUCUGAGAAGCUCAGUUCCAGCAUGGUCACAGCAGAAACCAUGGAGAACUGCAGAUGCCUUUCUCCUGACUCUAGGCGCCACAGCUGGAGCCUGGAGCAGGAUUACAGCACUACUGCCUUUAACAGCAGCUUGGACUCACAGUCAGACUCAGACUGCCAGUCCCCAUCUCCCCCCAGCCUGGACAGCAACAGCAGCAUGAGAGCUGAUGACCCAGAGGAGGAUCCUCCUCGGCCCUGCCCAGAAAGGAACCUUCCCCCAAGGCUGAGCCCUGCCCCAACCCUUCUUAUAACACCAGGAAAGGCCCAAAGGUCUUUGCCAGAAGCAAGUGACUUCCCAGCACACCAACCAAUCCUGCAAGCCACCCCAGCCAUGACUGAUGCUGACAGCAAGGCCUUGCUGGAUAAACUGCACAACUUCAGCAGGAAUGGAAUCCAGCACCUCUUCCUCCAAGGCAUAGCACCCAACAGGGAAACACAGAAGCAAAAACCUGGGCUCAUCCCCAGGGGGAAGCUGAGCAUGGUGCACACCACCAUGGAGGAGAACAGCCUGGAGGGUACCUUGUAUUUCCUGAACGAGUUUGUCUCCUGCCAGCACCGCCCCCCCAAAGAAAUCAUCUGCCACCUGAUCAAACAGAUGCUGUUGGACACCUACGAAGGGGAGAUCCUCAAUGACAUCUACACACUGCUGAUGAAGAUCCAAAUGCUCCAUCCAGCCAACAUCACCACAGUGGGAUGGGACUGGACAUUGGUGAAAUUCAUCAUGGAGCAGCAGGUACUUGGCACCUUGUGUGUCAUGGGGCAGGGAUCAUCCAGCACACGCUGCCUGAGGGAGAAGCCCCCUGGCUGGCUCCUCUUCCUGCAGUACGUGGUACAGACCCUGGAGGAUGACUUCCAGCACAAUCUGAAGUCCUACCAGCUGCAGAAGUCAAUUGCCAAGAAAGUGCUUUCAUGUGACUUGUGCUUCAACAAUGUCAAGGAAGUGGUCAAUUGGUUGGUGGCAGCAGUUACAGGAGUUGGGUUCUCCCAGCCCCGGAAACAGCUACAAGAAGCCAGGGCUGAACACAGCUCAUCUUCACCAAGGCUGGCCAGCACCAAGACAGCUCAGAAAGAAGAGGCCCAGACAGCUUUCUUUGUCCAAAAGAUGAUGCUCCUGCUCCAGCGGAUGUUGGCCAUGGCAGUGGAAGUGGACAGAUCUCCCACCUGCAGCUCCCGUAAGAUUGCAGACGACAUUUUCCCGUUCAUACUGAAUAUCCCCCUGAGGAGCCAAAGGGAAGCUUUAUUAAACACCAUGGAGAACCAGCUCCUGCGCUGCAGACUGCUGGAGCUGCUAUUCCAGCAUAGUUGUGACAUGCCCACAACCUCAGCCAUGUCUCUGGACAAGGUUCUGUAUUUCCUGAGCCACUCCUCUGUGCUGCCACAAUUCCAGGAUGAAACAGCAACAUGGCAAAGGUGGGAUGAGAUGCUGCAGUACUUGAGUUUGCUGCUGCUGAGUUACCAUAGUGUAAAACUGGAGCACCUGCGGACCUCCGUCAGUGACCGGAUGAAACUGAUUGCUCAGAAAGCCAAGCCCAGGCUCCAGGACAGUGAUGACAUCAGCCAGCUGGACAUUCAGCUGAAGAUGAACGACUUCAUCACCAGAAUGCAGAAGACCCUGGGGGAGCCUUUUCCCCCACAAAUCCAGGAGAAAUUGUUCAUGCUGCAGGAGUUGUUCUUCAUUGUCACAGCUGCCUGAUGGAGACAACCACUGCAGCAAGGGGGACAAAACUUUGUGUUCUCAAUAUAAACCCCCCCCAUCUCAUACUGCACUGUCAGCAUCAUGGGGUUGGUUUAUACAGUUCUUUUGAAAGACUUUUGGUUUACAUUGUCUCCAAAUUUCCAUUCAAGUUUGCCUUGUUGUGCAGUUUUGCAAAGCACUUUAUACACUUUAAAAAAUGAGUUUUUUUCAUGUUUGCCAAGACACUUUUGUCUUGAUGCCAGCACUGCCCAGAGGAAGUAUUUGCCCCCACAAAUCCAGGAGAAAUUGUUCAAGCUGCAAGAGUUGUUCUUCACUGUCACUGCUGCCUGAUGGAGACAACCACUGCAGCAAGGGGGACAAAACUUUGUGUUCUCAAUAUAAACCCCCCCAUCUCAGACUGCAAUCUCAGCAUCGUGGGGUUGGUUUAUACAGUUCUUUUGAAAGAUGUUUGGUUUACAUUAUUUCAGAAUUUCCGUUCAAGUUUACCUCAUGCAAUUUUACAAAGCACUUUGUACAUUUAAAAAAAUAAAUUCUUUUCAUGUUUGCUAAGAA